Ruditapes philippinarum (Manila clam) is the source of this 966-nucleotide messenger RNA. RefSeq names its product ras-related protein Rap-2c-like. Lineage: Eukaryota; Metazoa; Mollusca; Bivalvia; Venerida; Veneridae. The record is from RefSeq and is a predicted model, not a curated record. Gene Ontology annotation, cellular component: plasma membrane. Gene Ontology annotation, molecular function: GDP binding; GTP binding; GTPase activity. Gene Ontology annotation, biological process: Rap protein signal transduction; negative regulation of cell migration.
GGAGACAAAUUUAGUUUAAGGGCGAGCCUCAAAAUGGUGGAUGGAAGUGAAAUCACUUCCGGAGUAUUGACACUUUCUUGUCUUUCCAUCAAAAGAAUGAUAUAAAUGCUGAAAGAAAGGAUUGAUCGAAAACAUUCAUUUACUUUAUUUUAGUUUAAAAUAAUAUUGAUUACUUGAUUUUCUGUUUCAUGAUGAAAUGACUAAAUCAUCGAAUAAAAUUGAAAAAAUAACUCGUUCAGUCUUUGUCCACACUACUGUACAACGAGGGAUUGUGACUUAUCUUAUUAAUUAAAUUGUUGACAAUAAGGCAUGAAAUGGAAAUUAAUGUAAACCUGUAACUCAUAACUAGCAUUGCUUAUUUUUGAAAUUUUAAGUGUAAAAAUGCGAGAAUAUAAAGUUGUGGUGUUGGGGAGUGGAGGUGUAGGGAAGUCUGCUUUGACUGUUAAAUUUGUUUCCGGUACUUUCAUGGAAAAAUAUGAUCCAACAAUAGAAGAUUUUUACCGUAAGGAAAUAGAGGUUGACAAUGCACCCUCAGUGCUUGAAAUUUUAGACACAGCAGGAACAGAACAGUUUGCUUCCAUGCGAGACUUGUACAUAAAAAAUGGACAAGGUUUCCUGAUAGUAUAUAGUAUAACAAGUUUACAGACUUUCCAAGAUAUAAAAACAAUGAAAGAACAGAUAAUAAGAGUGAAAGGAGUAGAUAAAAUUCCAAUGAUUCUUGUAGGAAAUAAAUGUGACUUAGAGCAUCAACGUGAAGUUCCUAUUCAAGAAGGUGCUACUCUUGCACAAACGUGGGGUUGUCCAUUUAUGGAAACCUCUGCUAAGAGUACAAACAACGUUAAUGAAGUUUUUAUAGAAAUUGUACGUGAAAUGAACACUAGUCCAGUGAAAGAAAAGAAAGGUUGUUGCACCUUAUUAUAACACUUCAGGAUAUUUAAUGUCAACCAACAUAUAACAUCUGUCAAG